GGACACGAUGCGUUUACUUUACGCACAAUAAAACUCUUGUCAGAAACUCUUGCGUACAGAUUCGUUCAAUCCCGCUGUUUGUACGCGCGUGAACGCCCCCUACGGGAAUAUUUAGUCGCGUCGCAUUCGUGGUUUUACACCUGGCAGCUGGCGUUGUUAAAAUGUCAUUUGUCCCUAAAUGAAGACACGCAGAGACGACAUGAACACUCGAGUGUUUGGUGUGGAUGUUAAAGCUCCACCUCUGAGUGAGCGCGAGCUUGGGGCGGGCUCGAGACGCGUCUACCUGAUUCAGCCCCGUUAUUUAAAACCCUGGAGAGAAACGCGCAGGAAGGAUCACUGUGAGUUAAACUGCAACCGAGUAGAUAGUAAAGAGAUCAUUUCUUUGACAAGUGACGGAGGGACUUUUGUAUUAUUACAGGAGAAAGUGCAGUAACUUAACAUUUGAUGGGACAAACAGAAGUUUACAGCUGUAUUCUGUCAGAAGAGACUCACGCUGAGGAAUUGAUGGAUAUUUUGAAAAUUGAAAAACUCCCUGGACGACAGUCGAAUUUAUUUUGUACUGGAUAAUACACAUAUUACAGGUCCUAUGGCGUGAAGCAAAGGAGAAGAAGACAUAACAUUUGGUUUCCAAGUGAUUUGAUAUCAACAGCACAGAAGAGACUGGAUGUAAAGAUGAAGAGUAUCUGGUUUGCUCUGAUAGGCUUCUUAUGGAGCUCUUAUGUGUCAGCUAGCACUUCUGUAUUGGAUGUCUCUGAGCUUCAGCCAAACUUCAUCCAUCGGAGAUUACGGACUCAGGAGAAAAGAGAGAUGCAGAAAGAGAUUCUGUCCAUACUCGGACUAAACCACAGACCCAGACCCCAUUUGAACAGCGGGAAAUAUAAUUCAGCACCUCUCUUCAUGCUGGAUCUGUACAACACUUUAUCUACUGAAGAAAAAAGUGACGUGGAUCAGUACAGAUCUUUAUUCACCACAACUACCACCACCACACGACCUGCUUUAGCUUCAAUACAAGACACUGACUUCUUACACGACGCCGACAUGGUCAUGAGUUUUGUCAAUUUAGUGGAGUUUGACAGGGAGUUGUCUCCACAGAGAAGACACCAUAAAGAGUUUAAAUUCAACCUGUCCCAGAUCCCAGAGGGUGAAGCCAUCACUGCUGCUGAAUUCAGGAUCUACAAGGAAUGUGUGACCAGAGCUUUCCGCAAUGAAACGUUCCUGCUUACUGUGUUCCAAGUGAUUGAAGAACACCCAGACAGGGAUGCUGAAUUGUUUCUGCUGGAGUCUCGCAGGUUGUGGGCAGCUGAAGAAGGUUGGCUGGAGUUUGACAUCACCGUCACUAGUAAUCUCUGGGUGAUGAGGCCGUAUCAUAAUCUGGGUCUACAGAUCAGCGUUGAGACCAGCAGCGGGUGGAGUAUCAGUCCGAAAGACGCAGGGUUAGUAGGUCGUGAUGGUGCUCUAGAGAAGCAGCCUUUCAUGGUGGCCUUUUUCAAAGUGAGUGAAAUCCGUAUCCGAUCUACCAGAUCCACGGGCAAACGACGUCAACAGAACCGUAAUCGCUCCAGCAGUCCACAUGAGGCAUCAAAGCGAACUGCUUAUACAGAUUAUAACAACAGUGAUCAGAAGACAGCCUGCAGAAAGCAUGAACUGUACGUCAGCUUCAGAGAACUGGGCUGGCAGGACUGGAUUAUUGCUCCUGAGGGAUACGCAGCAAACUACUGUGAUGGAGAAUGCUCUUUCCCUUUAAAUGCCCAUAUGAAUGCUACUAAUCAUGCUAUUGUACAGGCACUGGUCCACCUGAGAAAUCCCGAGAAUGUUCCAAAGCCGUGCUGCGCUCCUACUAAACUCCAUGCCAUUUCUGUGCUGUACUACGAUGACAACUCCAACGUCAUUCUCAAAAAAUACAAGAACAUGGUUGUGCGUGGAUGCGGCUGCCAUUGACACAGGGCUCAUGUGAUGCAGCGGCUGGGCAAUAGAGACACGGCGAAACUGAAACUUGUGUGUGAUGACAAAAACAUUAAGAACUCAACCUUUGAGUCUGUUGUCUUCACAGUGGAUCCAGGUCUGAAGGACCGUGUGUGUGUGUGGACCUGAUAAAUGUGCUGCUUCUCCCCUUAAUUCACACACACAUAUACGGCCAGUUCACAUACGAACACACUACAAACCGCCAAAAGGAUAUACAGCUCUAUCUAUGAACAGAAAAUGAACUCAAUGCCUUCUAAAACCCAAAAGUAAAUUAUGAGCUUGAAAGCAGUCUGUAUUUAAUAUUGUAUUCUACUAACCAAAAAAAUCAUAGUAUGGCCUGAAAUGUUUUUUUCACUGAUCCCUAGAUUCACUUCAACCCACAGGACUAUAUUUUGGGUCUUGAGAAAAUGAAAUUAUUUUAAGUUUUCCGAUAUUUGCUCUACACUUCCUGUGGUUUACAUCGGUGAGUCAGAAUGAGCGGUUGUACACUUCAACAGAACCCCACGAACAGAAAUGUAAUGCUGGCGUUCCAAGGAUGGAAGCGUUUUUCAUUUUUGAUGCCGUCCGACACCACAGAUCUAUAAUUUCCCUGCAGCACACCUGCACCUCAAAACCUCCAACAAGACAAAUGAGAUCUAUGGAAAAUGAAACGUUGUUUAAGCGACAAACCCAUAUUCUGCACCAGCAGCCUUAUACAGACUCUGUAAUAUUUUCCAGUCAUAUUGUCUAUAUUUGUGACUCUCUUUAACUUUUACUACAUGCAGCUAUACAUUUCUGUCUUUAAAUGAUUUUAAAAGGUACAAGUCUCUGUACUGAACGGGCUCAAGAAAGGUGUAUUUUAUUCAUGGAAAAUAUAGAUUGUGCCCUGUUUCGUAGUCCACACGAUAUGACUUUUGGUCAUAUGCUAACGCUAAUGUUGUUUUGUUUAAUAUAUUUUUUGCCAAAGUGAAUAGAACACUGUAAUAAUACAUUUAAUAUAAUGAACAGAUCCAUCAGUAUGCUUCACAAAAAUAUAUAUAUUUAAUAAUA
Molecule: messenger RNA, 2991 nt
Organism: Misgurnus anguillicaudatus (oriental weatherfish)
Lineage: Eukaryota; Metazoa; Chordata; Actinopteri; Cypriniformes; Cobitidae
Gene: bmp6
Product: bone morphogenetic protein 6
Biological process (GO): BMP signaling pathway
Cellular component (GO): extracellular region
Molecular function (GO): growth factor activity; cytokine activity
Source: RefSeq, a predicted model, not a curated record